Molecule: messenger RNA, 3550 nt
Organism: Orbicella faveolata
Lineage: Eukaryota; Metazoa; Cnidaria; Anthozoa; Scleractinia; Merulinidae
Product: ciliary microtubule inner protein 2B-like
Source: RefSeq, a predicted model, not a curated record
GUUUACCAGGCUUAGCCUGGGAGUAGUAGUUGAGAGUAGGCAAAGAAAAUUAUUUUGCUAAAAUAUUUCCUUUUUUAUCAUAGCAAGAGAGCAUGACCUCAUUUUCUCUUGAUUAUAGUAAUAAAGCUUCAAGGACACUCGGUUAGUCACUCUCCCAACCAUGUUCUAACCUGUGUCACAGCCGCCUCUCCCCGAAAAAAAAGGGAAGAGGCGGCUGUGACCGUCCUGAAACUUUUCACAUGAAUCUGCACUGCAUAAUGUAGUUGAGUAAAUGCCCGACCGCACAACAAGAAGUUAAGAGGACUCCUGAACAUGAAGUUUUACUAAAAUAGACGGGAGGGGCAAUGGAGACCAGGUCAUUAGUCCCCGCUUUUUAUUGCAAAACGGUAAGGCAUCGAAAGCCCGUAGCUUCACUCUGCCUUCCCCUUUCAACACUGUUUCAAGACCCUUCAAGCGAAAAGCUUCAUUCUUCACUGAUCUUCACCCAAAACCCGGCCACCUCCGCCUCUUUCUUUUUAAAAGCGUAUCUGAAACCGACUCUGGAAAGUUUCGAGAAGUGCAAGCAAUUUUUGAAUUUAACUGAUUCAAGAUUGAUUUCGCCUCUAUAGUACUAUGACUAUUAUGUUGGAAUAAUUCUUUGAUCCAUAUGCUUUGAGAGUGAAACGGCAGUAAUGAAACAACAGUUUGAGUCAUGAUCUGUCUGACAAAUUUUCUCAGGGAUUGCUCUGUUAUGUCGACUGUCGUUCCGGGACUGCAUUCCGUUUACGGUUACUGAGGUCUACUGAGUCAACCUUACUGAACGUUUGGUCCUGUAUAACUUGACAAAGUUUCAUUUGCAAAUGUUACAAGAACUGAGAAUGCAUUUAACUAUUACCCCACGAUUCGUUGAUGUUUGCUCGAGAGCUUCAUCGUUUAAUGCUUCAGUUACUAAGUCUCUUGUAAAUUAACAAGCCGGCCUCCUUAAAAUAUUUGACACUUUUUCUUGAAUUUUUCCUUUGUCUGAAAGAACGGCAUAGCCCUAAACGCAUCUCGACGACCAGGAAUUGCUCACUGGCAAAUGCAAGAAAGAGCCAGCGCGGAAUAAAUGAAAGGUUUUUAACCGAAUUGAUUGUAAAUUCAACGAGUUGUGUGUUUGGCAAAAUUUACAUAAACUUUCACUUCAGCUGUCACUACUAACACUUAAGGAGUCAACUUAGACGGUAAAUGACACCUUUUGUGCAUAGUUUACUUAUCAACUGCGCGCCUAGCGAUCCUAUUGGUGCAGAACGCGUGUUUCUUUGUACACCGCUUCAAAGGUACAUUACGUAUUCACCGGGCAUUAUGGUGUUUAUUCUUCCCAUCUCAACGGGAUAUUGUGUACCUUGACAACGAAGCACAGCUGAAAAGUUUGCUCAGUAAUUCAACAGAAUCUACAGACCGCAGUCGAAGAUUGACGCGUUAAAAAUGGGUUUUACCGAGUUGACGAAUCCGCAUAAAGCUAGCAAUUUGCCUGGAUACCGAGGGUACUGUCCCCAGUUGAAAUAUGAAUGUGGACACACAUAUGGGAUAGCAACAGACAAACUCACUACAAGACACAUGCGAAAUGAGAAACUUGUUCCAAUGACUCUACCAGACCCGCGGGAGAGAAUACCAUAUCUACCACAACCAAAUGGGGACAACAAACUGACAGCAGCCAUGGUUCCAUAUUACACAGGUUAUGUUCCCACAAUGCGAUUUCUUUACGGUUCCCGAUACAGAGAAGCGACAGAACAAGCCGUUAGCAAUUUCAUGAAGAAGGACAAGAAUCACAGAAUAGAACAAGAUGACUUGAAGAAAUCUGUGUACAGUCAUCCAAAGCUGAAGCCUGUACCGAGUUACAGAGAACCCACGAACUACCCUGAUCUGACACCAAAAUACGCUAAAGGGUACUUCCCUAGUGAACAUCGGGAAUUUUGUGAGGCGCCGUUACCAGGCUACACGGGUUACGUACCGCGGAGGCGAGAACACGACCUGGGUACUAGAUACGCUACCUGGACUAAGGACGGCUUUACGGACUCUCUUGAAAUGCGCAAUAAACAGGAAGGCCUGGCCACUCAGGCUAUUGACGUCACUAGAUUACCAGAGGCGACUGUAAAACCGCUGAUCGCAGAGCACGGAACACUGUACAGGAAAAUAGGAAUGAAACCAAAAUAUACAGGCUACAUACCACAGAGACGUUUCAGAUUUGGCAACACUUAUGGCGACACCACGCGCUCGUUACCAGUCUGCAUGGACACGCUCGGAUAUUCAAGUGGAAGUUACAUCACAACGCCUGUCAUGUGAUGGGGCUCUACAGAGUACCAAGAUAAGGGCCUCAUUAGCAUGCGCUAUUUAUUCAGUUACUUAUUACGGGGAAUUUCGUCAGCAUCCUCGGACACUAUUUUCCAGAAAUAGUAUUUAUCUGAAAUCAUGACGUUUGGGCUUGCAAAUUUCACAUAUUUUCGAUUCUAUUUGCGACAAACGUCCUUCUUUCUACUUAUACUAUAGAAAUGAUUUAAUUUAAAAACCCAGAAGUAGAAUAAUAUCUGAAUGUGUAAUUAAGAUGUUAAAUUUUCGAAAACACUUUGUCAUUUGCUUUAGAGGUUGUCAUUAGUGAGACAUUUUCUUCACCCGUAGAUGUCAGAACCUUCUUAUUUAGGGAUAAACACCACAUGAAAUACAUUCCUCCUAUUGACUUUCAUUUAAAUGAUCACACACAAUGUUUCAACAGGACUCAAACAUUUGACUCUCAGAGUCUGAUCAGUUUUAAAGGUUUGCUCCGACCGAUCCAAAUUGUAAAUAUAUUUUUUGAUGAAUUCUUAGACGACUGCGGCCGUGCUUACGUUUUAGAAUUUACUCUCUGGUUAUCUAAGCUCAACAACUCCGAUCUCCCCUCACCUCUUCCCUCUCGCCUCGUUUGUUACGGACGGGAAGGUAAGGGUAGACUGACCACGCCUCAACGUCUUCGAUCAUUCUUCAGUAAACCUGUUUAGCUAACAGGUUGAACAAGAUUGAAAUAGAUAGUAGUUUGUCUCCGGUGGAGAUGCUGUUAUGUCAAGGUGUUACUUCUACUCCUGGUCGCAGCCAGUUUUAUAAGAAAAUUUUUUAUACAGAAAUUUUUAUAAACGUAGGGCACGAAAGACAGCUAAUAAAUACAAAAUUAAUUAAUUAAUUUUAUCAAAGAGUGUGUUUUUGCAGGGUGAGACCAAGAAGUCAUGUCGUUAAGAAGCACCAAAAGUCUAUUUUAGUUAAUACGAACACUGUUUGCAAUAAAAAAAAUUUCAGUGCUGUUGCAAUUUGUAUGUGCGCGUGGGAGUUCAGUGAAACUGUGUAACCGGUUAUUGCUUUCAUUAUGUACCUCCGGACCUAGCAGAAAUGUUUCUAAGAUGAAGCUCUUUAACAGUUGGACUACGACCACGAAUGUUUUCUGAGCAAGUAGAAAAACCAGGGUGCUUAACUGUCUUUCUAGACACUUCAAAGGAUUACAGCCGGAAAAGUUUUUUAUUUUUUCAAUCAAAAAUCAAGAAGAAUUUUCCUUUUCAAGUGCAACGCC